Messenger RNA from Loxodonta africana (African savanna elephant), 658 nucleotides. It is a transcript of the gene TMEM240, whose product is annotated as transmembrane protein 240. The record is from RefSeq and is a predicted model, not a curated record. The coding region runs from base 1 to 522 and encodes 173 amino acids. Gene Ontology annotation, cellular component: synaptic membrane. The transcript has 4 exons. NCBI's taxonomy places the organism in Eukaryota, Metazoa, Chordata, Mammalia, Proboscidea, Elephantidae.
AUGCCCAUGAGCGCGAACACCAUGAUCUUCAUGAUUCUGGGGGCGUCGGUCGUGAUGGCCAUCGCGUGCUUGAUGGACAUGAACGCGCUGCUGGACCGAUUCCACAACUACAUCCUCCCGCACCUGCGGGGCGAGGACCGCGUCUGUCACUGCAACUGCGGCCGGCACCACGUGCACUACGUGAUCCCGUACGACGGGGACCAGUCGGUGGUGGACGCUGCAGAAAACUACUUUGUGACGGACAAUGUGACCAAGCAGGAGAUUGACCUCAUGCUGGGACUGCUGCUCGGCUUCUGCAUCAGCUGGUUCCUCGUGUGGGUGGACGGUGUCCUGCACUGCGCCGUGCGCGCCUGGAGGGCUGGCCGGCGCUACGACGGCUCGUGGACCUGGCUGCCCAAGUUCUGCAGCCUGCGGGAGCUGGGCCGGCGACCGCACAGGCCCUUUGAGGAGGCCGCAGGGAACAUGGUGCACGUAAAGCAGAAACUCUAUCACAAUGGCCACCCCAGUCCACGGCACCUCUGAGCCACCUGUAGGACUCGUCAGGGCACGCCCAGCCACUGGCCACUGUACAGAUGUAACAAGGACCUUUGUGGCACUGUGGCCUGGCAGGACUGGAUGGCAGCCUCAGGCCAUGGUGGUCGGCCUCAGAUGGCCGAGC